ACUGAAAAUACCUUAUUAGGAUUAAUCAAAGAUAAUAUUGAACAAGGAUCAAUUAUUUAUUCAGACUGUUUUAAAUCGUAUAAAAAUAUUUAUGAUAAGCUUAACUUUGAACAUAUGACAGUAAAUCAUUCCGAAUACUUUGUAGAUCCAGAAACCGGAAUCCAUACAAACACUAUUGAAGGAAU
Dentiscutata erythropus is the source of this 185-nucleotide messenger RNA. The record is from the annotation of a GenBank genome assembly. Lineage: Eukaryota; Fungi; Glomeromycota; Glomeromycetes; Diversisporales; Gigasporaceae.